This is a messenger RNA of Lethenteron reissneri (Far Eastern brook lamprey), 13570 nucleotides long. RefSeq names its product CDK5 and ABL1 enzyme substrate 2-like. Gene Ontology annotation, biological process: regulation of cell cycle. Lineage: Eukaryota; Metazoa; Chordata; Hyperoartia; Petromyzontiformes; Petromyzontidae. The record is from RefSeq and is a predicted model, not a curated record.
GGGAUGGCGCGGCGCGCCGCGAUGGCUGCGGCGGCGCUCGGCGGCGCCCCGGGGGGGAGACGCGGCGCGGGCGACACGGCCCGGAGGCCUCUGCGAGUCGCCGACCGGCGUCGCCAGGCGGCCAUCGCCUUCCUCACCAACAUCUCCCUCGACGGGAAACCCGCGGCGGUCGCUGCGGCUGCCGCCGGGACCGCGGCGGUCGGCGGCGGCGGCGGCGCGGAGGGCGGUGGAGGUUGUGGCGGAGGAGGAGGAGGGGCCGGCCGGGAGGCGGCGGCGGCCGCGGGCCCCCCGGGCGCGGGGCCCGAGGCGGCCGCGCCGGCGGUGGCGGCCGCGGGCCCCGCCGGUUGCGAGGCCUCCGUCCCGGCCAACAGCAGCGUGGCGAGCGGCCUCGGGGCCGAGCCGGGCGCUCUGCUCGCGGCGACGCCGCUGCGCUCGCGGCCCAGCUCGGCGGGAGCGGCACCCGCUGGGGGCCCCGGGGGGGCCGCCUCGGGGCCGCAGGGAGGAGGAGGAGCGGGAGGGGGAGGAGGCCGAGCGGCCCUGGGGCCCACGCUGAGCGUGGAGGCGCCGGGCGCGGUGAGCGACGUGCAGAGGCAGAGUCUGUUGUUCAGACGGCGGUUAGCCUCCCAGCGCUCGUCCGUAGACACCCUGGAGGAGACCGAGGCGCUCACCUCGCUGCGGAGGUGCCGCCGCACGUCUGGCUCCCCGCCCGGGCGCAGCGGGCGGACGCCUCACUUUGUAACGAAUUUAAGGCAGCAUGACACGAGCAACGGAAGGAUAGUGCUGAUCAGCGCCAAGCGAUCGUUCUGCACCGUCUUCUCGGUGCUGCCAUACCGCGAGGGCACGCACCUGGGCGAGGUGCGGGCCGAACCCGGGAGGCAGAGGCAUGCAUCCGGGGGUGUCCCCACCUCCACGGAGAUGGUGAUGGGCCUGGAGGGCGUGGAGCUGGGAGCCGAUGGCAAGACCGUCUCGUACGCUCAGUUCCUCUUCCCGACGUUCGCCUUCCUGGGCCGGAGGGGCGAUGCGCCGCCGCCACUGCCAGGGGUGGGCGGUGGGGGCAGCAGCUCGGGGCCGCAGCCCCUGCAGCAGCGCAACAGCACGGGCCGCAACCUGGCCCUGUUGCGCCAGGCCACGUUCGAGGGCCUCAAGCCCAGCAGCCCCGCCGCCGUGGAAAGCGGCCUGGGCCUAGAUGCCGUGGAGUUCCUCGAGUACAACCCCAACCUCCUGGAGGACCCGCAGUGGCCGUGCGGGAAGCACAAGCGUGUGCUCAUCUUCCCCUCCUACAUGACGACGAUCAUCGAGUACGUGAAGCCGUCCGACCUAAAGCGUGACAUGAACGACACGUUCCAUGAGAAGUUCCCGCACAUCAAGCUCACGCUGAGCAAAAUCAGGAGCCUGAAGCGCGAGAUGCGCAAGAUGGCGCUAGAGGAGUGCGCGCUGGAGGAGUCGACGGUGGCCGUGGCGUUCGUCUUCUUCGAGAAGCUCGUGCUGCAGGGCAAGCUCAACAAGCAGAACCGCAAGCUGUGCGCCGGCUCCUGCCUGCUGCUCGCCGCCAAGAUCAGCAGCGACCUGCGCAAGCCGGAGGUCAAGAACCUCCUCGACAAACUGGAGGAGCGUUUCCGCGUGAACCGCCGUGAGCUCAUUGCGUUUGAGUUCCCUGUGCUGGUGGCCCUCGAGUUCAGCCUCCACCUCCCCGAGCACGAAGUGCUGCCCCACUACCGCCGCCUCGCCAGCCACGCCUGAGCCGCCCGGGGGGGUGGGGGGGGCGGGGGGGCCGCGGGGGACCGGAGUCGCCUCUGCAAGGUGCUGUCCCUCCAGAAUCGGAGAAUCGGAGUAUUUAUUAUUUAUUCUGGAGGAAUCCGACGGGCUUUCAAAGCUCUUCUUCCACACGCGCCCAUUAGGGGCGCGGUGAGGAACGCCGAGGGGUGAUGCGGAGCCCAGACCCUGCCCCACGGGAUGGUGAACCGUGAGUCCCUGUGCAGGCCUGGUGCAGGCCUGCUGCAGGCCUGGUGCAGGCCUGGUACAGGCCGGUGCAGGCCGGUGCAGGCCUGACACGUGUGGGCAGUCCCGGUGAGUUGGUUCGGUUCCUCCGCCCCCGCUCCCCCCGCCGAGUAUUUGCAACCGCGGGAAAAGAAAAAAAUAAACUAACAUUCCUUACCCCGCGGGAAACCAAAUCGUUACGCCGUCCAUCGUGACCGUCCCGUGUUUGGUCUGCUGCCCGGAUGGGCAGGCGCUACAAUCCGCCCAUGUGAGGGAUGCGCGCACCAGCUCCGCCCGUGCAUUUUCCACCGCGACGAUUCCGGCCUGCCCUCGGUGAACCGACGUGGUCAAACAUUCUGGUUAACCGACGUGAACCAUUCUGGUGAAUUGACGUGGUGAAAUAUUCUGGUGAACCAUUGUGGUGAACCAUUCUGGUGAACUGACGUGGUGAAAUAUUCUGGUGAACCAGUGUGGUGAACCAGUGUAGUGAACCGACGUGAACCAGUGUGGUGAACCAGUGUAGUGAACCGACGUGCUGAACCAAUAUGGACCGCCGGUGCCAAUUGGUGCCGUAGGGUGGUGAUGGGGGCUGCUAAUCCCACCUUGCCUCCCCCCUCGCCCUGUGUCUGUGUGUUGGCGCCCAUCCGCGUGCGUCGCCCGCGGUCACAUGGGAGGCACCCCCCCCCAACCCCCCCCCCCAACCCCCUGACCCACUCCCCCCCCCUCCCACAUUCAACCCCACGAGCCCCGCGACCUUGGUCCGAUGUACAUAUCCUGUCGCGGCGCGUUUGACGCGUCGCGCUCCCGAUGAUGAUUGUGCGCCCACGCGCCCCCCUGAGUUUACUCGCCAGUGCCAGCUUAGACUCCUACCCGCUAGCCUCGCCCCCCCCAGCCCCGCCCCUCGUGUUCGCUGCUCCCCCCCCCCCCCACACUGACCCCCCCCCCCCACUAUCUCAUGCAGCAGGCGAUCGACGGUUCCGCUCGCAUCGUGCAUGGGGGUCGUGCACGCACACAGACACGCAUCAGCGUUACCAAUCCGUGUCUGUGUGUGUACACCGCUAGAGCUACUGGAGCCCGAGGCCAAAAGAAAGUAUGCUACUUGCACCGCUGUAGACUCCUGAUGCCAGUGUAGAGAUCGCUAGUUGUUCCACUUUAGACUCUACUAGAGUCUGAUGCCAGUGUAGAGAUCGCUAGUUGUGUCACUAUAGACUCUACUAGAGUCUGAUGCCAGUGUAGAGAUCGCUAGUUGUUCCACUUUAGACUCUACUAGAGUCUGAUGCCAGUGUAGAGAUCGCUAGUUGUGUCACUGUAGACUCUACUAGAGUCUGAUGCCAGUGUAGAGAUCGCUAGUUGUGUCACUAUAGACUCUACUAGAGUCUGAUGCCAGUGUAGAGAUCGCUAGUUGUGUCACUAUAGACUCUACUAGUGUCUGAUGCCAGUGUAGAGAUCGCUAGUUGUGUCACUACAGACUCUACUAGAGUCUGAUGCCAGUGUAGAGAUCACUAGUUGUAUCACUAUAGACUCUACUAGAGUCUGAUGCCAGUGUAGAGAUCGCUAGUUGUGUCACUGUAGACUCUACUAGAGUCUGAUGCCAGUGUAGAGAUCACUAGUUGUAUCACUAUAGACUCUACUAGAGUCUGAUGCCAGUGUAGAGAUCGCUAGUUGUGUCACUAUAGACUCUACUAGAGUCUGAUGCCAGUGUAGAGAUCACUAGUUGUCACUAUAGACUCUGCUAGAGUCUGAUGCCAGUGUAGAGAUCGCUAGUUGUGUCACUAUAGACUCUACUAGUGUCUGAUGCCAGCGUAAAGAUCGCUAGUUGCACCCGCAAGGCCCUCGUGACUUGAUUUAUGACUCGGGACGGUGCAAUGGGCCACAGGUGCUGCCACCGUGGUCUUACGGGAAGCAGCCCGAUGGCCCUCUUCGUGAAAUGUGAGAGUUUUGGGAAAAAAAUUAAUGACCAUAAUAAUUAAUGUUGCAAACAAACUCCUUCAUGCAUUCACUUGGGGCUGAGCUGCCAGGAUCCUCGGGGAUGUGGGGCCAAAGUGCCGCUUCCUUCCCGGCUUUGGGAUUCGACCUGGCCAACAGCAGCAGCGUGCUUUAGCUAACAAACCUGGCCAGUAGUUUACACUUUAGUGAACACCCCUGGUGCAUACAGCAUGCUUUAGUGAACACACUUGGCCAGUAUAUUACACUCAAGCUAACAAACCUGGCCAGUACAGCAUGCUUUAGCUAACACAUCUGGCCGGUAGUUUACACUAUAGCUAAUAGACCUGGUGCAUACAGCAUAUUCUAGCUAACACACUUGGCCAAUAUCAUUCGCUUCAGCUAACAAACCUGGCCAGCGCAAACUUACGUUUAGCUAACGCACCUGCAAAGUAUAAUACACAUUAGCUCACACAGCCGGCGCGUACCGCAUGCAUUAGCUAGCACAAGCGGUGUGUACCGCAUGCAUUAGCUAGCACGACCCGGUGCGUACCGCAUGCUCCAGACCACGCACUGCAAUGCAGCGCAGUGUUGUGAACGGAACUCUGGCUGGGCCUCCAUAAUAAUUGGGAAUGCUUUAAGCCUGAGCCUUGGCUUUGCGCCCUAUCUUGUGCUCGCGUGUUUUUUGCGUGCAAUUUAGUGCAAUUAGUUAACGUGUUGCCAAUUGCAGACGGUUGGAAUAUAUAAUAUAUACGAAUGGCGGCGCUCUGUAUGUACACGCCCUGACAAUGAAAUUAAUGUGAACAAUAGGAAUGGGUUUAAUUAUAUAUAAGAAUCAGAUCUAUAUAUAAGUAUAUUACAAGUUUUAUAUGUAUAGAGAGAGUAUAUAAGUAUGCGAUGCAUCUCAAUUUUGACUGGAGCAGGUGGAGCUAGCAGAGGGCGCUGUCGCGUCGUCUCCGCUACGCUUUGUACGGCGCAGCGAUGUCCGACAUUUCGGUGCACGCGCCGGGAGCAUUCUUCGGUAACCGAACGGAGCUUCCCCGAUGUUCAGUUCAUUGCGUGGGACGAACCCCCCCCCCCCUCGUCCCUGCCCCCACCCCGCGGAAGACACGCGGGAGAAUCGUAGAAUCGUCCGUGCGGCUUGGGCCGUGUGACGUGGUCCACACACGUGGCGACCGGAGGUGGCGGGGGCAGCGUGGACGCGAGGGGGUUGGCUCGCAAUCGACGCUCGCCCCCAACCCCGCCGCCCUCCGGUCGUCGUCGUCCAAUCGCUCGCGCCGCCGUCAGAAAGCCGAACGUGCCGGCAGUUCGUCGUUGUAUUCCUCAUCGCACGUACGGACAAGCGCACGGCCAGAGUAUUUUUUUGCGGAAUUUUCCAGUCCCCAGGAUUUUAUGCCUUGAUCAGAAGUUUAAUGACGUCGAAUUUGUAACACACAUAGUCUCCGUUGACUCUAUCUCUCUCUAUCUCGAGAGAGAGAGCGAUAGAGGGAGAUAGAGAGAGAAAGAGAGACUUGACUUUUAAACCACUUUUAUUGUUGCCAGCAGCAAUAGCACGGGAGCUGAUUUCAGUACAAAAACACAUGGAAAUACAGCUUCAAGUGUGCACGUUACAACAAAACACGACUCGCGGAACAUGCGCUGCACUCGCCAAGCACGACACAAACAGCACAUCGUCGCGCAUGCCAUGCUGAGGUGAUGCGUAGAGUCGUCUCUCCUCCGAUUACUUCGAAAAGGCCGUUGCAGGAAAUGUUUGAGGUCGUAGUGCGUCCACUCGAAGCUCCGCCACGUGUCCAAAAGGCUCUGGUAAUAACCUGGCAGCCACGUGUAGUCGACCAGGCCCAAGUCUAACAGGAAGAGCUCCUUUCCCCUACCCCAGGCACCCCCCUGCGUCUCUCAGCAGGGUGAGGACCGGCGACUUCCAGGGUAGUUCCUCCCUUUCGUACAGCAGCCGCCUCACGGCCAUAAGCCUGCAACUCAUCACCCUGGCGGCGACGUCCACCAGGACCUGGCUACCCUCGCCCACCGGCCUCAGCCAGUGCUUGCUGUGCCAGACUAAGUGCGCGAGUGAGCAGUUAAUUCUGGUGAGUAACCAGGCCGGAGGCUGGAGGGCUUUGGCCUUGUGGCACAGCAAAUAUGCUGGCAAGUUAUUAGCGACGAGCACUCCACCCCUAAAGGAUAUCUGCGGAGUGAGGCACGCCCAUGCCAGCAUUUUAGCCUCGAUCACGUCGGCCAGCUCGGUCCAAUUGUUCUAAGCGAUGUGUGGUUUCCCCAGGUAGACCCCCAGGUACUUGAUUCCGUCAGCCUGCCAACUGAUUCCUCCUGGGAGGAGCACAGAACGCACGCGGCAACGCGACCCCAACAUAGAGCCUCAUGCUUGGCCCAGUUGACCCUGGCAGAGGAGGCCUUCUCGUACACUACCACCGGCAAACAUAGCGCGGAGGCGUCCUGUGCAUCAUUGACCACGAUGCAUAUGUUGUCCCCGCGUACAUCUUGAGCCCGAGGACUGCAUUCUCAGAUCCUGGGACCUUGAGGCCAGACACAUUUUGUCUCAGGUGGCAUAGGAGUGGCUCAAUAGACACGGUGUACAGCAGCCCUGAAAGAGGGCAUCCCUGUCUGACCCCCCUCGUCAUGGGAAAAGGGGCGCCGAGCCGCUGUUUGAUUUUCAUGAGACUGGAUGUGCCCAUGUACAGGAGCCUAACGUGCGAGAUGAAAGCCCGGCUGAAGCCUAAUGACGUUGGUAGCUUGCCCAGGUACCCAUGGCUCACUCGAUCGAAGGCCUUCUGAUCCAAGAAAAGGAGGCCUGAGUCCACGUCGUGCAUUUCUGCGAGGGAGAUUAUAUCUCCAACCGUACUGAUGUUAUCAUAUAUGCACCGACCAAGGAUACAAUAUGACUACUCUGGCCAGCACCUUGGAGAACAUGUUGUAAUCGGCGCACAAGAGAGGCACAGGUCGCCAGUUUUCAUUGAAGCGCAGGUCUGCCUUCUUGGGCAGCAGGGUGACCACCGCUCUCCUUCAGCUCAAUGGGAGUUCACCCUUCUGCAGGCUCUCUGUCAUCAACUCCAAUGGGCAGGGGCCGAGCCUAUCCCAAAAGGCUGCAUAAAACUCAACUGGUAGGCCGUCAAUCCCUGGGGCUUUACCGGCUGCGAGCCCGUGGAGCUCCUGCAGGGUGAUGGGGCUGUCGAGACGCUCCCGUUCAGAGUCGCCUAAAGUCGGGCCCCUAUCUAGUAGCUCCUGGACAGCCUUGUCUUGUAUGGUUUUGCCGAUAAAAACUUGCUAAUAUAAAUCCCUGGCGAUCUUAGCGAUUUGCCUCUCAGAUGUGGUUCUUUGUCCAUCUGGGGUUUGUGAGCUUAACAUAUUGUGAGUGUUUGCCAGGUUUUUUUGUAAGCGAAAGAAACAUUUAGAGGGAGAGUCCAUCUGCAAUAAGUGCUGCAUCUUGUUGCUCACGAAUGACCGAUGCGCCUGCUGGUUUGUGAUAGACCUGAAAAGCCGCUGCUUCUCCAGCAGCAUCUCACCAUCGUGUAUGCUCUGGAGUGAGCUCAGCUCUGCCUCAAGCACCAACAGGUCGUUCUGUAGUUGCUGUACGACCUCCUUCCUAGCGGUGGCGAUCUGGCUUGUGAACUGUCGAUCGAGAGCGCUGACCUGUGCCUUGGUGUUCUCUCACCAUUACUGCCGGGAGCUGAAGCUGCUUUAGGCAGGCAGCCAUUGACCCCAAAAGGCCUUAAAGGUUUCCUUAAAAUCCUUGUCUUCAAGCCGCUGCACGUUGAGUCUCUGGUAGGCGCUGUGCUUGGAAUUCGCAGGAGCACGGAGACCAAGUGGUAAUCUGAAAACCCUCGAGCAAGUUAACCCCGCUGGCGUUUACAUCCAGUUGAUCGGACCUCGCGAGGCUUAUCCUGCCUUGAGAGCAGUAGCGGCACCAGGAAGUACUGCCACUGGGCUGAAUGCUGUAGUCACCACACGUCGAGCAGAUCCAGUUUCAGUACCGGGUCUGCGAGCGGCCGUGCAGAUUGCAGUGAGUCUCCGUGGUUUUGCAGUCGAGAGCCGGGUCCAAAGUGCAGUUGAAGUCUCCCCUCACGACCGUGUGCCCAUCGUCCGCGUUGUCUGUCGCCAGUACGUCCAACAGCACGCAGAAGAAGAGCUUCUUCCCGGACGCCCUGCUUGGAAUGUACACGUUAAAACACCUCAGCCUGGAGUUAUUGAGGGCAAAAUCAACAGAAAUCAAGUGGCCUUUUACGAUCUCUUUGAAGACCACGCCGUCUGGUACAAACAGCGAACCGAACACAAUCGCCACUCAAGCGAGGUUGUCCUCAGCAUGGCUGAAGAACGCCUAGAAAAGGCUGGCAUUGGGCCUCCAGAGUGGUGUCAAGCUGCAGAUCUGACCCCACCUCUUGUCGCUGCGAGCACUGUUGCAGUUCAGACUGGCUACCUUAAUAGCUGUGAAGCCAUGAUAUAUGUUGUUGUGUUGUGAUGGUGACAGUAGCUGCGGGGAAUCACUUCUGAGCAGAAGUAAUUUUCCUCCUCGCCUUGCGCAUGAACGUGGAAGUUGAACUCAAACCUGUCGCGAUUGCGACAAAUUUGUUGAACGGCAAUGAGGAAGGCCGUCAGGUCGGGGAAGAAGGCCUCAACCUUGACCUUACGCUGCCUGAAGGUGUACUUUAGAAAAAGGUGGAUGUCCCCAGGCGCAUAUUCACCCUCGCCCUUGACUUGUGAGUAGCUCCUGUCACUCACGCUGUUCUCUCCGUCGGUCUCGGACACCUCGUCGUCUGCUCGCACGCUGGCCUGUGGCUCGGUGAACUCCUCCUGCCACAGGAAACGUCAGGGCCUCAUCGGAAACGGGGUGGCUCUCCUCUGGCGACUGAGGCUCUGUGGCUUCCUCUUCGGGUGAGGUGAACCGGCCAUUGUCGCCCUCCAGCAGCGUGGCACUAUCAGGCGCUGCGCCGGCUCGUAGUUCGUCUUGCGGCCGAGGCAGUGUCUGGUGGUGGUGGUGGUGGCGGUGGGAGGAGGAGGUGAUGAUGAUGAUGACGGUGGUUUCUGUCAGUCGCCUCACGACACCCAUGUGAUUGUUGCGUUUCACGAAUGCCACUGCCUUCCCUGCACUGUCCUCAAACUCGCUCGGCUGCUUCGCCAUCUUGGCAGUGGUUUGUUCUGGCACCAACCGCGUCCCUCGGACGUUGACGGUUGGCGAAAAAGAGCCGUGCUCCUCGGCUGACCGUGCGUAGACCUCGGGAUUUGGGAACUCUGAGAGAUAGAUAGAGAUAGAGAGAGAGAAACUCACAGGCAAGCGGGAGCGCACCCAGAACCGGCAGCAACUGUUGCCUAAGCUCAGCUGUCCUACAGUGGCACGUUUGUCCAACCACAUUAACGGAACAUAAUUAGGAAAUGAACACAAUUAAUUCACGAAGCAACGGCACUGGGUAGUAGUAGUAGUAAUAAUGUGACAAACAAAUAACAUUUUGCAUUCACGUCGUCCGCGUAACGCGAUGCGAUGCGCAGUCAUCUUUAUUAGCCCAGGGGGACCUCCCCCCUCCUCCCCGCUAUAAUGGGGCAACCUGCCCCCUCCCUCCCUGGACGUUCGAUGAAGCGUCCCAAGAGUUUUCGAGCAAAGUUUGGGGGGGGGGCUAUCAUUGUCACCCCCCCCAACCCCAGCCAAUGACAGUGGCGGUCCCAGAGGGCCUCAGCUGCUCUGGACAGCUGUUACCGAACCUCUCCAUUGCUGCCCCUCCCCCCCGCCCCAGUGACUGCCGCCACCCCCCAGUGUCAACGGGCAGCAGUGGGGAGUGAGUGGAGACCGGGGGAAUGUACGCCAGCCAGCCAGCUAGUCAGCCAGGCAGCCAGCCAGCCAGGCAGCCAGACGCGCUCGGUCGUGCCAACCUCCCGGUGGUGCGGAGUGAAGAUCUUCCUGCACCGUGUCCGUACUGACUAGUGGGGGCCAAGGUGCGUGCGUGCGUGCUUAAACACGUUUGGCUUAUGUCCUGCUGAGCAAGAAGAGCGAUCCAUUAACAAUUUCCCUGUUCCGAUGACGUACGUGUAAGUCGCCAGUUUUUCUACCGAAUCUGUUUCGAUGAGGUACACGUGUACACGUGUACACGUCAUCAGGCGCGGCGUUGAUGCGGUGUCUCGAGCGUGACUUCUACACGAGGGCCGACCGCCGCCGCCAGCCAGCCAGCCAGCGCUGUUGUGGCGAUGCGCAGCAAGACCCGGACGUCUCCGGCGAGUCUCGUUCCGGGCCGGCCCGUAGCUUCGGCGACGUCACCAGCGCCUUUGGCCAGGAACGCGACGUGGAACGAUGAGACGUCCCCCCCACCUCCCCCCACCUCCCCCUAUUCCACGGGCCGACCGUGUGAAUCCCCAAGUCUAAGACCGUCAGAUAAAAAGAUGACGAUGACCGGCGGCCAAAAUAACUGUGGCGCGUUUAGUUUUCUAAGCGAGGCUGAUGAGGACACUGAAUGUCGAAGGCUGUCCAGGGUUUCGCUCGUAUUUAACCGAUGCUGCUGACUUUUUGACGCACUUUCCCGAAGGCCCUUGCGGCUUAUGUAAUGUGUAAAGUAAAAAAAAUACUUUACAUUUUUCUAUGUGGGGAGGGCGGCCGAGGGAAGUACGGAGGCGUAUUGUCCACUUGGGUCACGUUUGUUCCCGUGGCCGCGUUGUGCACGAGGGCGUGCGGUGGUUGCCGUGCGUCUGGGAGAGAGUCGCCUGCCGGCGGCUGCCGCGUUUCGCACCAAAGAUCAAACGUCGCCCCGCAGAUUCCUCCUCUUCUCCAUUCUGCACCGCGGUGGCUCCUUCUCCCCACGUCGUCCUCCGUGGCCGAGCCCCCGCAUCGUCACGACGGCCAGCGCUCCCACCCCCCAGCAUUGCCAUGACGACAAGUGCCCCCCCCCCCCGUGUUGCCACGACGGCGAGCGGUCCUCCCCGCUUUCGUCUCAGCCCCCACGUUGCAGGUGUCUUGUCUCAGCGAGUGUGGGAAGAGUAGGCCAAACGUCCCCCCUCCCUGGAGCUCCCUCUAUGGGGUUGGGAUAUGGUCGGGGGAUGUUUCGCUCACUCGCUCCCCAUCUGCCUACAACGCCCACUCGCUCGCCCACAUCUACCCACCCACUCGCCUGCUCGACCCCAUCUGCCUACCCACUCGCCCACUCACUCGCCCCCCAUCUACCCGCCCACUCGCUCGCCCCCAUCUGCCUACCCACUCGCCCACUCGCCCCCAUUUACCCACCCACUUGCCCACUCGCUUACUCACUCGCUCACUCGCCCCCAUCUACCUACCCACUCACCCACUCGCUCACCCCCAUCUACCUACCCACUUGCCCACUCGCUCGCCCCCAUCUGCCUACCCACUCGCUCGCCCAUUCACUCACUGGAAACCACCACUUCUGUCACCCGCUCGCUGUGAACGGUCGCCAAACUUGGUCAUUAAAGCCAUCACGUCACUUCCCCGUGUGUUUGCCACUGCCAGUCAUGUGGUGAAGUCUCGCUUUGUUUAAUAACACGUGGUGGUGGUGGUUGGUGGUAGUGGUAAGCAUUUGCGACCAAUAUUAUCCACGAUAGAGUUUUUUUUGGGGGUUAGAUGACAUCAUGUUCACUCUCCGUCUGUUUAAGACCGAAACAGCAAGGGAAGAUUUCUCCACAAGUCUGGCUGUCGCCUGACGAUGCUGGUUGUUGUUGUUGUUGUAAUCACCCGCGAAUCGUCACCGGCUCCUCGAAUUGUGUAAAUGUUGCUGUGGGUAUCACUCUCCCCAACACGCAACAACCGGCCAAGUGCUGGGCACGGGUCUGUUUACGUGACAAACCCUUCACUGGUUGGCUGCGUCGGGUGGUGGCGGGUUUAACGACGACACAACAUUUGUAUUCACGCAAUCUAACCCAACAAAAAGUUGUACUUCUAUUAUGGAACUCUAUCUUUGUUCAAUUUUAGCCGAAACUUGGCUUUGCAUUCUCGUACGGCACGUUGUCACAACCCCAACAAAACUAAAGAGCUGAAAUAACUGCGGUGAAUGAUAACGACAAUGGGGAGUCGUUCCCUCUUUGGCAUGGAUGGUAGUGGAGCUGAGUGGACUUGCCAACGACUGGUACCAGCGGUGGAGGAGGCUCGUGAAGGACGCUGCUAGGCAGUUGGAGGCAGUCGCCCUCCAACAACGGAGGGCAGAGGAGCGACGCUCACAACAACGAAUGGAGCGUUGGGUGGAGGCACAGGUGGUGCAUCGGCCACUCAUCUCAGUCAACCCAUGACACCUGCUGGGUCUGUCCCGUGACCUGCCAGCGGGCGUUCGACACUUCACAUGGCCUUAAAGUGGACGUUGCCUGGCACAAGCGCUGUGGCGAUGUCACUGCCACUUAGUGGCGAAUGGCGGUUGUUGGUGGUGGUGGUAAACAGUCAAGGGAGGAAGGUGAGAGCCCCCCAUAGAAAGGUAACAGCCCCGGAAUCAGAAUAUUUAUAUCUACUGGAGGAAUCUGAUGAGCCAUAAAGCGAAUGUUGCGGUGGUGCUGAGCUUCCCGAAGUUUCCCCGAGCGGAGAGAGGGAGCGAGGGAGAGAGGGAGCGAGGAGCGAGCGUGCCACGCACUCCCCGGCGCGUCGCCGGCCGGCCGGACCUCCGUUUGUGCGCCCAGGAUUUCAGGUGCAGGCGCCCGGAUCCGGGGCAGGGAGGAGUCGGGGGGGGGGAGUAAUCGGUGACUCGAUAAUCGGUAACUUACCGAUUACAAGCUCCGUUGCUCGACCAAUCGGAUAAAAGUCUCGCCUCUGAUUGCCGCGCGUGCCGCUGGAUGGGUGGCGGAGGGGAGGGGUGGGUUUUUUCAAGAUUUGGAGGCAGAUGGCUUUUGAAUGAGCCCCCCCGCCCCGCAGUUACCCACCGUAAAAACAAAAACAUCAACGGUGGUCAUUAUAACGUUACAUCGACCGACUUCAUUGAAUAAAAACUAUUAAAUAAUUUAUUUUACCAGGUGAGGCCCCACUGAGCUGUACAGCUCUUUUUUCAGAAGCGACCUGGCCAUCGCGAAUGAUAGAUCAACGAAAGUGAGAUCAUCAUCGUCAUCAUCAUCCUCGUCGUCAUCGUCGCGUGGAAAUUUAUAGCAACGGCCAAACACUGUUAAACGCGCGUGACGUUCAUUUUAAAUGUGGAGGGGAAAGAAAACGGAGGACCCGGAGAAAAAUCCACUCGACCACGGGGAGAGAGACACAAAUACAGAGGUUCGGGAUCGAACCCGCGAACUUCCUGCAUACCGGGCGAGGUAGUUAACAUCUCCGAGCCACCGCGGCGGCCAGCAUCGACCGAUGGCUCCGGUUGACUCUUCGUGGUCGUCGCGAGCUCGGGGUUCGGAGGUCGUCGUUUCAGAAAUGACUUUGGGCGAUCGCAAAAAUCUCCAUCCCUUUCUCGGCCGUCGUCUGUGCCAGCCUUGCGGGAAGGGGGCAGCUCGUUGUGCUUGGGUCUAAGUUGUCGUCGUCGUCAUUGCUUUGAAUCAGGAUCUGCCGGUACUUUUCCAAGAGUUACAUUUAUUUUAAACACUUUUGAUUGCCUCCGAUUUUGCUUGAAUGAAUGAAUGAAAUAAUAAUAAUAAUCAUCAUCACGCUUUACCCGAUUGUGUUUACAAGCGAUCGAUAUUGUGCAAAUGACGAAAAAAACUAAUGUCACACGUUACUGUUCAGUUCUAUUUAAAUCCACCAAUAAAAGCAAUACCUGAUGUA